AUGGCCAGCACUCUCACUGCGAGUCUCAAGACUUCCCCCGUGGCCCCUAGACGUCGCUCGCGCUCGGAGGGAUCCACAAAAGCGGCCGAGGAGCUCCAGGCGUCGCUAGCACAGGCACAACACACACGCUUCUCGAUGACGGAGCUGUACGUUCGAACAUCCGACGGUGUGGUCUUCCAGGACGAAGAUUUUCAGCGGGAGACUGUCGCCAAGGCUGAACGGCUAGUUGAGACGGCGCUGAGCCCCGAGAGCUCGGAACGCAACGCACUUAUCGCCAAGAAGGCGCUCAAGUACCGCGAAAUGCGCUCGCGACGACCGAAUAAAGAGAUGCGACAGCCCGAGAUGGCUUUUCGAAUGCAGAGCUGCCCCGUGCCGACCGGACCUUAG
Molecule: messenger RNA, 387 nt
Organism: Phytophthora infestans T30-4
Lineage: Eukaryota; Oomycota; Peronosporomycetes; Peronosporales; Peronosporaceae
Exons: 1
Coding region: 1-387 (128 amino acids)
Source: RefSeq, a predicted model, not a curated record